Messenger RNA from Tilletiaria anomala UBC 951, 1314 nucleotides. RefSeq names its product carbohydrate esterase family 4 protein. Lineage: Eukaryota; Fungi; Basidiomycota; Exobasidiomycetes; Georgefischeriales; Tilletiariaceae. Gene Ontology annotation, biological process: carbohydrate metabolic process. The transcript is spliced from 3 exons. The coding region runs from base 377 to 1165 and encodes 262 amino acids. The record is from RefSeq and is a predicted model, not a curated record. Gene Ontology annotation, molecular function: hydrolase activity, acting on carbon-nitrogen (but not peptide) bonds.
ACGCGAUCAUCUCUCACUGAGCCUCUCAGAGAGCAUCCGACUUGCAGAGUUCAGCGCUCAGCAGCUUGUGCUCGCUCACUGCUCGGCUGACACGCUCACAACAUGAUUUCCGCAAAGACUAAAGUCGAAGAUGAUAGAAGUCGUGGCUGCUGGCGUAUAAAUAAGCUGUGUGACGUCUGGCUCCCUAAUUCACUUGUCCAUGUUUCUUCAUCCCGUCUUAGACUUUCUACUCCUGCAGCAUUGUUUUCUCUUAUCCCAGUCCGUCCGUCGACGAUAACACACGCUCCUUUUGAUUCAUCUCCACGGCGCAACCGAUUCGGGAGCCCGAUAUCCAAAACCAACAGCCCAAGCUCCGAUUGAAGGUGACCAAGCAACCAUGUUGACCUCUCUUCGCAACGUCUUUCUCUCCUCGGUCAUCGCUUUGACCUUUCUCUCGUCUUCGAGCGCAACUCCUCUCGAGGGCUUAGCUACUCGCACCCCGCGCGUACCCGUCUACGACACCUGUAACAGUGAUGGCAAGAUCGCAUUGACUUUCGACGAUGGCCCAUGGAAGUACGAGCCCAAGCUGCUGAAUGAGCUACAGAAUGCUGGCGCUAAAGCAUCAUUCUUCCUCAAUGGCAACAACUACGGAUGCAUCUAUGACUACGCCGACGAGAUUCGUCGUGCCUUCGAUGCCGGGCACCUGAUCGGCUCUCACACCUGGAGUCACGCGGACAUAACCAAGCUCAGCACUAGUGAGCUGGAUCAAGAGCUUGGAAAGCUGGAGCGUGCUAUGAUCAAGAUUCUCGGCGUCCGACCUAGGGUGUUCCGACCGCCGUACGGUUCUAUCAACACGGAAUCUCGCGAAGUACUCGCCCGUCGUGGUUACACCGCCAUCAUCCUCUGGGAUCGGGACACCAAGGAUGCCGACGGUGCCACGGUCGCUUACUCGCGUAACGUCAUGAACAAGGUCAUGAAUAGUUACCCAAAGUCGCACAUGGUCCUAUCGCACGAGACGAUCAAGACGACGUCGUACAAUGUCAUGCCGCACGCUCUUCCGAUGCUGCAGCAAAAGGGUUACGAACUAGUAACGGCCAUGGAGUGCGUUGGCAGCGGAAGUGACGAUGGCCAGUGGUAUGACUACGUACAGCAGCCAGAGGACAAGAACGACAGCUGGAAAUGCUAAACGGGUUAGAAACUCAUGCAAGGACGCUGUGCACGAUACCCAUCCCUUGGCACAGUUCGUCGCUCGCUAUACACUCAUCAUUAGCCCCUAAUUUGUCCCUCCCCGCUCCGACUUUCACUCCGGGCAACCACAUUGGCUUCUAUCUGGCC